AUAAAAUAAAUAUUUCAAUUGAAAUGGAUGACUUAGCGAUGCGAUGAUGCAUCUGUUGGUCCGAUCUAAACGGGAUUCGGAAAUGCAGAUCGCAAGCUAAAUUGGCAACCAAAACAACAGUUCCGUUUUCCAGUUUGCACGAUAAGUAAAUCCAGCUGACCCAAUUGUUUCGACCUCACCAAUUAAAAAGUGUAAGGUAAAUGAUGAGGUGGCGGGCGGUUGUUUGUUCGGCGGGCGGGAGUGACGUCGGCUGCUGGGAGUUGGGACUCAGGAAGCCGGGAGCGCUGGACCGCCGUUAUUGCGCCUGGCGCGCCAAUUGAAGCGCGUGUCCGCUACUCGCGCCCAAUCCAGCAUGCACGCUCCGCGAUAUUUCGGACGUCGAAUUUGAGUGCAUUACAUCCUCCGACAAACGACAGUGCAAAAAUGAAAUGUUUCCUUUGUUUCGUGUUGAUCGUGCUCCUCGGGAACUCGAGUGCGAAUCACGACGUUGAAAUGAUGGAAGCAGUUGUGGGACAUACUGCAGAGCUUCCCUGCAACGUCACCUCUGAAAUAGAAGGUGACAAACUGAACAUCAUCGCCUGGUACAAAAAUGGAUCAUCUACAGCAUUUUACAGCAGUCGCGACUUCCGCAAUCAGAACGGCAAGGCUGGCUCGGCUCCUGACCGUUACCGUAUGCUGCGCUCGGGCACUGAAGACACUGACGUGCUUCAGAUCGCCUCCGUGCGGCCCGCCGAUGCCGGCGUCUACAUCUGCCACGUCGACUUCGACUCGAGCCCCUCGCACAAGACUUACGUGCAAGUCACUGUCAUUGAUCCCCCGCAGCGGUUGUACGUGAUCCACGAGAACGGCACGCGGCUGGCCGCCGCCGGCGCCGGCUCCAACGCCAGCCGCAGCAUCGGCCCCUACUACGUCGGAGACACCGUCCAUUUGUUCUGCGUCUCGUUUGGUGGCAAGCCGCAGCCGUCGCUAUCGUGGCGCGCGGGCCGGCGGCUGCUGAAGGAGUCGUGGACGCAGCUGUCGGAGCAGCGCGUGCGCAGCGACGUGCUGUACGGGCCGCUGGAGCGCGAGGACCACGGCCUGCCGCUCACCUGCGCCGCCGCCAACAACAACCGCAGCCAGCCGCUGGCCAUCGACCUCAUUGUAGACAUGCACUUGUCUCCGCUGCUGAUAUCGGUGCGCAGCGCGUCGAACCGCAACAGCGCGGGGCGCGCGCGCGCAGGCGAGCCGCUGGGCGUGCAGUGCCGCGUGCUGGGCGCGCGCCCGGCGCCCGACGUCGACGAGGUGCAGCUGUCGCUGGGCCCGGAGCACGACGAGGCGCGGCUGACGUGCUGCGUGCCGCUGUACACGCGCGCCGCAGAAGACCAAGCCCUCUGCGCCGCCCCUUUCCCUAUCACUGUGCGGUACAAACCCAUUGUGCAAAUCGUUGUGCCAAACGAUUUGAAAAAUACCACGAUGGCAGUCGUGAAGGGAACAGACGUAGUGAUGAACUGCUCCUACGACGCCAACCCAGACCCGCACGUUCUAGUAUGGUACUUUCAGGAUGACGUCCUAGUCAAGUACCAUGACGGUGAUAUAACGCCCACCCUGACGUUAUCGAAAGUGAGCGACGAGCAGGCGGGCGAGUACGGUUGCGAAGUGGGCAACGCGGAGGGCACCACGUAUUCUGGAGAAAACGUUGUCAUUGACGUCAUUUAUCCAGCAUAUUGCGAAGAGACAGAUAUUAUAGAAUUUGGUUUAGGGGAAGACGAAUUUUUAAACAUAACAUGCAAUGUCAAAGGCAACCCUCCGCCGACUCAGUACCGGUGGGUCCUGGUGAACGACUCCGUGACGGUGAACACCAUCAGAAACACUUCGCAGACUACUGUGGAAACAGAGGAACCUACGUUACUCUAUCAAAGACCGAGUGGCACGCCGUUUACUACGGUGUUCUGUUGGGGUCUCAAUGGGGUACCAAGCAGCGGGCUGCCUCACACUCCGUGUAUUUCUCUGAUAACCGACGAAACGCCGCCGCGAUCGCCGACCGACUGCAUCGCGACGCGAGUCGAGUCGAAGGACAUAACGAUCACAUGCGAAAAAGGCUACAAUGGUGGUUUACCACAGCACUUUAAAUUUGUUGUAAAACCGAUAGAUGACGAAAACCACCAAGAAGAAAUCCUAUCGAUAACUAAAAUGGAACCCAAUUUUUUAAUACAAGAACCAAGCGAAGAGAAAUAUAAAUUCGUUAUUUUAGCCAUAAACGACAAAGGAGAGAGCAGUGAAGUAGAAAUUGCGAUGGAGGAUAUCAUUGAUGAAAACCCGGAAGUAUUGCCAAAGAGCGCCAUCGCGAAUAUCACGACGCUGGCGUUGGCGCUGUGCGGGGGCGUGGCGCUGGUGGCGCUGGCGGCGUGCGGGCUCGUGCUGUGCGCGCACGAGCGCGGCUCGCGCGACCUGCCGCGCGCCGUCUCCGAGCCGCCGCUGUGCGCGUACAACACGGAAGAAUCCAACUGCGACACGUUCCACGGUAGCGACGACGGCAGCGAAUGCAACGUGCGCCGAACCGAGUCGUUUCGGCGAGCAGUGUCGCGGUACCCUUCGAGAAACUUCGACGUGCGAAGAACUAGCUCGUUCCACUCCGCGCGGUACAUGAACGACAUGGCCGAGCAGGAGCCCACCAAGUGCAGCGACGCGCUGCGACACAGCGCCAGCUGUAGGGUACACUCCCUUCAAAACAUCAAUAAGAAAAGGGACAUGGACAUGCAAUGCGAUCAUCUCGUUAUGCAUUUACCGACCGAAGUUAAUUACAACGUGCCCAGACCUAUGAACACGUUCUACACAAUGCCAAGAAAGAUGCGACAAAAGUUGGCGAAAGAGCUCAGCGACGAAGCAUCCGAAAUAACACAAACGUCAGACGGCUUCUCGCUUCCGCCGCCACCGGACGAAUACGGGACGUAUCGAGCCGGCACUCGAAUAAAGGACAUGCCCACAAAGUCAACGCCGACUUACAGCACAGUAGUGAAGAAAAGUUCGGGGAAAGAACCAAAGAAUUAUAAUAAUGUGAUAAUAUCUCCUAUGAAUACGGUGGGCUUGCCGACCGUGAGCGCACACGCCGGCGCCUACAGCUACCCCGACGACGAACAACGGCCGCACCAGGUAAAUACUAACCCUUUUGACGAAGACUCAUCGUAACCGUUCUCAUCGUUACUAAUAUCAUUAACUCAUCUCCUCCACAGAACACGACUGGCAUAUUAACAACUUUCCAAGGCCAUAUUAGUGGUAAAGAGUCUGGACUAUAAUUUAAUUUAAGCUAAGACACUCGGGUCAUAUUGUUAUUUUUAUGUAU
Messenger RNA from Ostrinia nubilalis (European corn borer), 3319 nucleotides. RefSeq names its product basement membrane-specific heparan sulfate proteoglycan core protein-like. Lineage: Eukaryota; Metazoa; Arthropoda; Insecta; Lepidoptera; Crambidae. The transcript is spliced from 15 exons. Gene Ontology annotation, molecular function: protein binding. Bases 424 to 3165 code for a protein of 913 amino acids. The record is from RefSeq and is a predicted model, not a curated record.